Messenger RNA from Pseudozyma flocculosa PF-1, 1311 nucleotides. RefSeq lists its product as uncharacterized. The record is from RefSeq and is a predicted model, not a curated record. Gene Ontology annotation, biological process: nucleocytoplasmic transport. NCBI's taxonomy places the organism in Eukaryota, Fungi, Basidiomycota, Ustilaginomycetes, Ustilaginales, Ustilaginaceae. The transcript is spliced from 5 exons. Gene Ontology annotation, cellular component: nuclear pore. Bases 1 to 1311 code for a protein of 436 amino acids. Gene Ontology annotation, molecular function: structural constituent of nuclear pore.
AUGUUUGGCUCGACGACCAACACGUCCUCGACGCUCGGUCGAUCAGCCAGCUUCAGCUUCUCCCAACCUCCCGCAACAAAACCAUUCGCCGGCACAUCGGGCGGCUUCUCCUUUGGCGGCGGCGGCGGCGGCGCGGCGUCCACACAACCACAACCACAGCAACAGCAGCAGCAGCAGCAGCCAUCGACCGGAUUCAGCUUCGGCGCUGCUGCUCCCAAACCUGCCGCCGCUGGAGGAGGAGGAGGUCUGUUUGGAUCCACGACCAACAGCGCGGCACCCAACACCUCUCAGCCCACCACCACCGGCGGGCUGUUUGGCAACACCACCACCACCACCACCGGCGGCGGCGGGAGCGGCCUCUUUGGCGCCGCAUCGACCAACAAACCCGCCACCACCUCCGGCUUCAGCUUUGGCGCAUCCACCUCGACCCAGCAGCCCCAGCAGCCGCAGCAGCAGCAGCAAGGCGGCGGCGGACUCUUUGGAGCGUCGACCAGCUCAAACACCGGCCUCUUUGGUCAGAGCCAAUCCGGCUUCCAACCCGGCGGAUCCCAGCAGCCUUUCGGCCAACAGCAGCAGCAGCAGCAGCAGCAGCAGGGACAGGUCGCCGCAUCUCCCUUUUUCCGCUUCGCAUACCAGCAAAGGGAACGCUACAACGACCUGCCCGAAGACGCCAGGAAGCUCGUAGAGGAGCUCGACAAGCACAUCUCGACGCAGCUCCAGAUCAAGGACGAGCUCAAGACCAAAGAUUUUGGCGUCGAGAUCCGUAAAUGCGCUGCAGAGUGGCAGGAACUCGACUCGGCGCUGACCUCGCUAGCAGCGACGCUCGAACUCGACAGCUCGCAGUCGCGCGACGUGGCCGAACGCAUCGAGCGCGACCGGGCCGACCAGGCCACGCUGUACGCCAUUGCAUCCAACGCCCGCGAGGGGCGCAGCGACGGCGCCGGCUUUGUAGAGUGGCUCCAGACCUACUUUGGCCACCUGGCCGACGACUUCCAGCGACGCAUCCAGAGGUACCGCAACGGCAUGGAGACCGUCGAGCGGCACCUGGCCGGGUUGGAGAGGCGGGAUACCUUUACCCCGCAGGCGAUAUCGGAUACGAUCCAGGCGCAGCACGCGUCGUUUAUGGCGCUGGCCAACCAGGUAGCCUCGCUCCACGCCCAGGUCGACACGCUCAAGCGAGACUAUGCCAGGUGGUACCAGCAGACGCACAAGAGCUACCGCGACCCCUUUGCAUCCAUGUCCCAACUCGCCGGCAGCAUCAACCCCUCGUCGCCGUCGCCGUCGUCGUCGUCGGCGGCGCCGCCAUUGUGA